UCCAAUAAAUAAGUACAAGAAUUCGCAAGGAGUUGAGCAUUUAAAGAUAGAUACGAAUAAUCAAAAACAAGUAAACAACAAAACCCUUAAAACAAGAGAGGCCAAUAAACAAGCAAAUCAAACAAACAAACAAAACGAGAUCAAUGCAAGAAAACAUUCCAGUAAAAUGAAUCGAGUAAAACUGCUGCCUCCUUGCUAUUCCUUCUUUGAAAUAGUAAUCUAUAUAAACAAAAAUUAACAUCAACACGGAAUAUAUGUAGAUAGACAAGAACAACAACAACAACAACUAAAAUAUAAAUAAUAACAGUUUCCUCCACUCUAAUUCCUAGUUGGCACUGUCAGCAUAUAUCACUAUCCAAACAGGAAGAAGAAGACACGGAGAAAUAUCAAAUCCCCACGCACACAAACAAAUAAAACUAAAUGAAAGCAAUAAACACCAGACAAGAUAACCGGAAAAAAGGAGCAAUAGAUUUGACAACAGAGAAGACCUUCCUCCUCCGCUCCAGUUCCUGCCUGGCGCCGCAGCUGCCACGCAACCUCGGUCGUCGUCGUCGCGGCGGCUCCCUAUUUCCACCUAUUUCCACCUAUUUCCCUUCCUCUCUUGCUCGCGUGGCCAUGGAACCCACUCAGGAGGAAGCCAAGAGAGAGGUAGAAUCUACGGAGGAGGAGAAAAUAGAAGGACAAGAGGCAGCAGAAACAAUGGCUGGAGAAGAGAAACAGCGGGAGACUGAAGUCAAAGGGGAAGAGCCAAAGGAACCGACAGCUGAUAAGCCAAAGGCAGAAGCACCUACCACAGAAGAACCCGCCAAAGAGGAAGCAGCCGAGGAGACCCCAGAGAAGGUUCAGGCCGAGGAACCGGUGCCUGCAAAGGCCGAACAGCAGGAAGCAGAGGAGGAGGAGGAGGGUCAAAAUGAUAAUGAAGAGGAAGAGGAGGAGGAAGAGGAGGUGGAGGAUGUAUUUGGGGCUCUUUCAACCUUCUCUGCAGAGAUGUUCGCAGCUCUGGGGUCGCCUGCAGAGCCCUUACCCCCAGAGGAGAGGCAGCCACGACCCCUGGCACUGAAUGGCCACGACCCCUUACACACCACCAGGCUGUUACAGGACCUGAUUACUUAUGACGAUGAGGAACCAGAUGUAACCUAUGGCCUGGGCCCCCUAGACAACCAUGGCCGAUUAGCUGCUGUCUCCCACCUGCUGGCAGCUUUGGUGACGACACUCGACCCGCAGCAUCUUAGGCGGCUUGCAACUAGGGUCAUGUCAGACUCCUGCUUGUGGGUCUCCAGAUUGUUCAGAUACUUUGACUCAACAGCCUAUAUCCACGAGGAUGUGCGUGAGGGUGUGGUGCGUGUAUGCCGCAUGCUGCUCCAUACACGUUACCCCAAAUAUGCAGCAGAUGGCUACGAGGCACUUUAUGCCAGACCCCCGGUUAUCUACACCAGCAGCACUGUCAGACCUGGGCUGCCCCAGCACAUUGCAGCCAUGCUUGGUUUGGGGUCUGGCUGUGUGCGAGUUGUUCCCUGCAAUACAGUUGUGGGGUCACCAGUUGCCAUGGACACAGCAGCACUUGAUCGCAUGAUGGCGGAAGAUUUGGCAGCACAAAAGAAACCUCUGCUUGUCAUUGCAAAUGUUGGUGGUGGAGCUGUAGGGGGUGUAGACAACGUCGGCCGCAUCCAAGAACUCUGCAACACACAUGAGGCUUGGCUGCAUGUAGAAGGGCAUGCUCUGGCAGCACUUACACUGCCCAAUGCACCCAAUUUGCCUGCAAAAGUAGCUGACAGCAUGACCUUGCCUCUGUCCCUGUGGCUUGGGAUUCCUUCACUCCCAUAUGUUACCCUAUACAAAGCGUAUGAGACCUCGGCAGUUCAUGCAGCGGGUUUGACGGCACUCAGUCUGCACGUGCGAUUGUCAUGCCUUCCUCUCUGGACCACAUUACAGACCUUAGGCCAGACUGGAGUGAUAUCGCGGUUCCAGCACGCCUUUGAGCUUAGCCAGUAUCUGCAGCAGCAUCUCUCCACUUUACCUCGGAUUCGCCUCUUUAGUCCAGUUCCCCCCGAGGGCACGGCAAUCACCAUUCAGGAUCUAGUCACCAAGCCUAUCAGCACUGCACAACUCCUAGAAACUGUGAGUGGGUCAGUUGUGUUCCAGUACGUUGAUGAGACCAACACAGGUGGCAAGAACUCUGAGUAUUAUGACAAUUUGAAUUCAUGGCUGGGGCAGGUUGUCCGACGUGAUCUAGGCAGUAUCCCCCUUGAGCUGGUGCAGCUGGAUACGGCUGGCCUUGUCCUGCGCUGGAGCCCCAUGGAAGGGCCUGAGACCUAUCACAUCACUCUUGCACAUGUUGAUCACCUCAUUCACUCCCUUCACCAUCAGCUAGACAUCCUCAAUGCCACUGUCAAGCAGCGCAAGGCCUUCACGGAGCUAGUGUCAUCUGCAAGUAACCUGCAGCUGGCUGAGAUCCCUGGCUGGGCUGGCCUAGGGGGUGUGCGCUACAUCCCAGACAUCUGGCUGGCACAGGAGGUGCUAGCAGACACAGCAAAGGAGGACAUCAAUGCACUCAAUGUCCAUCUAGUCUCCCAGCUCAAGGCCACCGAUUCGGCAUUCUCUCUUGGUGAAGCUGCAGAUGGAGUCAAUUGUGUACGGUUCGGAAUGGUUACGGCAGAGACGGACAUCUCUGAGCUUCUAUCCCUUGUGAUCUCAACGGGUAGGGAGAUCGAAACGUCCUCCAAGUUCUUGGAUCAGAUGACAGACAUCGUGAGAAAAGGUAUUGAGGCAGCGACAGAAGACCUGAAGCGUGAAAAUGAUGAACGGCUAUGGCAGGAAGGUAUCCUCCGCCAUGUGCCCAUAGUCGGUUCGGUUUACAAUUGGUUCUCACCACCACCGCCACCAGGGAUCAAGGGACGCACGCUAGACCUGACUGCGGGAGUCCUAGAGAGUACAGAGAAUAUUUACCGAUAUCACAUGCAGAUUCGUCAUGGCACGGCGCCAACGCGCUCGGAGACAAAGCUUCCCCCAGCGCCAUCUGUACAGACCCCUGUGACGCCAUCAGCCUCUUCCCCUUCACACUCACGGUCAAGCUCCACCACCUCCGCCUUGGCCCCUGGCUCCACCCACUCACGGCAGGCAUCUGAUCAGCCCACCGUCACGCCAGACUCGAAGACAGAGCACGGCGUGGCACCAGUUGCGGCGAAUGGCAUUAUGCCAUCAGCAUAGAGUUAGCUUUAAAGCCUGAAGUAGACUUGUAGUAUUUAAUUAUUGCUAAUUAUAUGAUUAAUAACAAGAUUAUUCGUGGUCAUCCUUGACCAUUUCAUCAUUAAAGGCAUUUACGUUUUCUUUUCUAUGAAACUUGGGAGAACAGUUACAUUUUUUUUUCUUUUUCUUUUUUUUUCUUGUGUGCGUAUGUGAACCACUCAGUGCCGAUCUUGUGUGCUGUUGGUUGCGAGCUCGUCUUUCAAUGCCCCAAGCAGAGUCUGUGGCCAUCAGGUUCUUGAAUCAUUGCUGGCUCAGUGAUUUGUGAUUUAUGGAAGGUUUUCACUUUCCAUUAUUUGUAACUGAGGGGCAUUAUACUUCCUCUUCGACCUGAUUAGUUUACUUUUUAGGAAUUAGGUAGCGGAAGAUUUCAGAGAAGAAAUAUCCAACAAUAUUAUUACUGCGUAUUCUUACUCUCUUGAUUUCAAACUCUAUAUACAUAAAGUUUGUACAAAUGAUGUAAAAGAUUUGAGGGCACUACUUGGUAAAAAAGAAAAAAAGAAAAGAAAAAGAAAUUGGUGCUAUAGCCUUUUGUACCGUAUCUGUUAUUGUUAUAUUGGGCCAGGCAGAUUUAGCGUGGUGAUGCCUGGGGGAGGGGGAGGGGGUGUGG
This is a messenger RNA of Penaeus chinensis, 3853 nucleotides long. RefSeq names its product pyridoxal-dependent decarboxylase domain-containing protein 1-like. The record is from RefSeq and is a predicted model, not a curated record. Gene Ontology annotation, cellular component: intracellular membrane-bounded organelle. Gene Ontology annotation, molecular function: carbon-carbon lyase activity; pyridoxal phosphate binding. The coding region runs from base 421 to 3207 and encodes 928 amino acids. NCBI's taxonomy places the organism in Eukaryota, Metazoa, Arthropoda, Malacostraca, Decapoda, Penaeidae. Gene Ontology annotation, biological process: carboxylic acid metabolic process. The transcript is spliced from 17 exons.